Molecule: messenger RNA, 448 nt
Organism: Cylicostephanus goldi
Lineage: Eukaryota; Metazoa; Nematoda; Chromadorea; Rhabditida; Strongylidae
Source: the annotation of a GenBank genome assembly
CCACAGCGUCAUCGGGCGUUCGCGUUGGUCUUACUGUAUCUAUGAUCUGCCAGACAGUGAUUAAAAAUGGCAAGAACCCCGGACAGCUUUCGCGAGAUGAUGUCAUGUGUAAAAUAAUAUACGUUUCACAAGUUCAUCCUGGUGGAUGGGUGCCAACUGCUGCGUUACGACACGUGUAUAAAAGAGAGUAUCCAAAGUUCCUUCGUAAUUUCACCGAGUACGUGGAAGUCAAUGUUGGGACUGGAUUUAUCACUGCCAUGAAUUACUAUGCUAAGGAAGUGGUGAUACCGAUAUCCGUGGUGCGAGGUGAUCCCUUUUUCUCUUUUUCGUAUCUCGUUUGCAGAUUUGGAGUAAUAGCCCUUGAUAUCAUAUACUUCAUAUAUGUUAGUUCAUACUCUCAACUAGUAUUUAUUGUUGCUGUUUAUGUAAAUUGCAUUUUAUCGUAAUU